Salarias fasciatus (jewelled blenny) is the source of this 1569-nucleotide messenger RNA. It is a transcript of the gene cyc1, whose product is annotated as cytochrome c-1. Gene Ontology annotation, biological process: mitochondrial electron transport, ubiquinol to cytochrome c. The transcript has 7 exons. The coding region runs from base 41 to 964 and encodes 307 amino acids. NCBI's taxonomy places the organism in Eukaryota, Metazoa, Chordata, Actinopteri, Blenniiformes, Blenniidae. The record is from RefSeq and is a predicted model, not a curated record. Gene Ontology annotation, cellular component: respiratory chain complex III. Gene Ontology annotation, molecular function: electron transfer activity; heme binding.
UCCUCAGUUGCGCUUUGAUUCCAUCAGAGAAGAAGACACGAUGGCGGCGUUACGAGUCGUGGUGCUAACGGGGAGUGGGAGAGCUCUCCUGAGCACCCCCAAAACCCUCAAGACCCCCAAGGCAAACAUGUCCUUCUCCGCUCUGCCUCGGGGCCAGAAGGUGGCCCUGACGACGCUGGGCGUGGUCGCGGCCGGCGGGGCGGGUCUCGCUCUGAUGCUGCACCAGUCGGUGAAAGCCUCGGACCUGGAGCUGCACCCCCCUCACUACCCCUGGAGCCACGCCGGACCGCUGUCCUCUCUGGACCACGCCAGCGUCCGCCGCGGUUACCAGGUCUACAAGCAGGUGUGUUCAGCCUGCCACAGUAUGGAGUACCUGGCCUUCAGAAACCUGGUGGGAGUGUCACACACAGAGGACGAGGUCAAGGCCAUCGCUGAGGAGGUUGAGGUCGUGGACGGCCCCGAUGAGAACGGAGAGAUGUUCACCCGGCCAGGAAAGCUGUCCGACUACUUCCCGAAGCCCUACGCCAACCCCGAGGCGGCCCGCGUGGCCAACAACGGCGCGCUGCCCCCAGACCUGAGCUACAUCGUCAACGCCAGACACGGCGGAGAGGACUACGUGUUCAGCCUGCUGACGGGUUACUGCGAACCCCCCGCCGGCGUCUCGGUGAGGGAAGGACUCUACUACAACCCCUACUUCCCCGGCCAGGCUAUCGGCAUGGCCCCGCCCAUCUACAACGAGAUCCUGGAGUACGACGACGGAACCCCGGCCACCAUGAGUCAGGUUGCCAAGGAUGUGUGUACCUUCCUGAGGUGGGCCGCCGAGCCGGAGCACGACCAACGCAAACGCAUGGGACUGAAGCUGCUGAUGGGCUCGGCCAUCCUCGUCCCGCUGCUCUACUACAUGAAGAGACACCGGUGGUCCGUGCUGAAGAGCAGGAAGAUCGCCUACAGGCCUCCCAAGUAAAAGGAGAACAAUCCCCCCCGAUGCGGGCCUAAAACCAUGAGGGCUGCGUUCAUCCACCCCACGACGCUCACGACACAUACACACACAUGCCUUUCUGAGAGCAGGUAGACAGAAACCAAGAGUAUAUAUGUUCCGUACAGAAAAUGCCUUUUUCUUUAUUCUUUAUUUUUUUUGUUUUCAUUAGCGGCAUGGAUACGACGAGCGUGUGAAUCUAGAACACUGGUGCGAGUUGUGGCGUUGUUGAACGCAGCCUCUUCAAAGUUUUGCUUGUUUGAUCUGCAGCGAGUUGCCUCCUGUAGCACUACAGAUCUGUGCAUCUCACAUCCGUCAUCAUCGACCCAUUUUGUAAAGAAAAAAAAAACUUCAACUACAGGGCAAACAUCCCGGGUGAAUGUUUAAGUGUCUCCCCACAUCUCUGUUUUACUGUACAAAUAAAUUAUCUUAAAGGAACGCUGCAGGUGUGACAGUUUUAUCUUCAUUUCCAGCAGCAGACGAGGCGACGGUCCGACGCCGCCCGUCGUUCUGAUGCUUUCUGUCGGGCUCGCUGUGGAGUCUGCAGCUUCGCUUUGUCAUGUAAAUAUUAAAUAAAGCAGGAAAUGAACAAA